CCGUUCAAAACAACUAUUUGACACGAUGAGUAGUAUAAUAGUUUGUCAUAUAACAAGAAAAACGUUUUUCACAGACAUCAAUCAUUUGGUUUUACCAGCUACAGAUUGUUAUCUUACUUGCAAUGGACAUAUCAAAACAGAAAUAGCUGCACUUGAAAAUGGCAAAGUUUACCAUGUUUUACCAAGACUUGUUGGGGGCAAGGGAGGGUUUGGUUCUAUGUUGCGUGCUAUUGGAGCACAAAUUGAGAAAACAACAAACCAUGAAGCUUGCAGAGAUAUUAGUGGCAGGCGUAUGAGAGAUGUUAACAAUGAGAAAAAAUUAAAAGAAUGGAUUGGGCAAAAGGCAGAAAAGGACAGACAACGUGAGAUAGAAAAACAGGAAAGAAGAGAGAGAAGGAGGGCAAUGCCAAAUCACAAAUUUGAAGAUGAAAUUUAUCAUGAACAGAGGAAAAAAGUAGCAGAAAAUCAAGAAGAUGCAAUUUUGCAGGGUCUUCAAAAAGUUAACAAGGCAAUACCGUCUUGUACAGCAACUUCAGAAACAGCUACAACUAGUGGUUUAAAGAGAAAAACAACUGGAACUGAUUCAGGACCUACUGCAAAGUCAGCAAAACAAACAGAAUGGUUAGGAAUUGACAUUGAUAACCUCAGUGACCUUGACUCUGAUGAAGAUUCAGAAACCUCGUUACCAGGACAGGAAGAUAGUUCUCCGUCACCCAGUAAUGAAAAUAGUUGUGAUCCUUUCCAACAAACUGAUAACAUCAGUAAAUCACAAGAUACACAAGACAAUUCAUACAUCAGUGAAAACAAGAAAAUGUGUGAGGAAGAUAGUUAUCAAGAAAAAAAAGAAGCAAAGAUCCUUAGUAAAGAUAAACAAAAAACUGAAAAUGACAAAAAUUCAGAAAAGGAAGAUGUUAGAAAGGUAUCCAUUACACAAAGUGAAACAUCAAAAGGAUUGCUUGACUGCCUGAAGAAGAUACCACCUCAGAUCAAUAAGGAAGAGGUUAAAGAAACAUGUAUAAAGGAUGAACAGGUACAGGGAACAGUUAAUCUUGAUGAUUUCAAUUCAACAGAAGAUCUUCAAGCUCUUGGUUUAGAUCGUCUUAAGCUUGCAUUAAUUGACAGAAAAAUGAAAUGUGGUGGGAAUCUGGAGCAAAGAGCUGAAAGACUUUUUUCUGUGAAAGGCCUUAAAGAGGAUCAAAUUCCUCCAUCUUUACUGUCAAAACCAUGUAAAAAGAAAUGAAAAUUGGCAGAAUUGUCAGUUGAAGAAAAAAAGAAAAAAAUUUAUUUGAAAUAUGUAAAAUAUAUUUUAAUUGAACAAGUUUUUAUGCCCCCGCUGUAGCGGAGGGGGCAUUAAGUUUUACCCUUGUCCAUCUGUACGUACGUCCAGCCGUACCUCCCAAAAUUGGUUUCCGUUCUCUAACUUGAGUUUGCCUCAACCAAAUGUUAUGAAACUUAUACAUAAUGCUUAUUACCACAAAACACAGAUCAAGUUUGAAUUUUGGUGGCGUCACUUUAACCGUUCUAGAGUUAUGCCCCUUUAUAAUGGAAAAAUUACUAAAUUUUUAGUUUCCGUUCUCUUACUUAAGUUUGCCUCAACCAAAUGUUAUGAAACUUAUACACAAUGCUUAUUAUCACAGAAUACAGAUCAAGGGUGCAUUUUGGUGGCAUCACUCAAACUAUUCUAGAGUAAUGCCCCUUUAUAAAUGGAAAAAUUGCAAAAGUUUUAGUUUCCGUUCUCUAAUUUAAGUUUGCCUCAACCAAAUGUUAUGAAACUUAUACACAAUGCUUAUUAGCACAAAACACAGAUCAAGUUUGAAUUUUGGUGGCGUCACUUUAACCGUUCUAGAGAAAUGCCCCUUUAUAAAUGGAAUAAUUGCAAAAUUUUCAGUUUCAGUUCUGUAACUUAAGUUUGCCUCAACCAAAUGUUAUGAGAUUUACACACAAUGCUUAUUACCACAAAACUCAGAUCAAGUUCAAAUUUGGGUAGCGUCACUUUUACCGUUCUUCAGUUAUGUCUCUUUAUAACUUUGAUAUGCAAGCGGGGGCAUCAUCUGUGGACACAUGUGGACACAAUCCACAUUUAUUUUAUACUAAAUUUGCUAUUGUAAUUUUCAUAUGAGAUUUAAAAAUUAAAGAUUAUCAAUU
Mytilus californianus (California mussel) is the source of this 2145-nucleotide messenger RNA. RefSeq names its product replication stress response regulator SDE2-like. Gene Ontology annotation, cellular component: nucleus. Bases 26 to 1240 code for a protein of 404 amino acids. NCBI's taxonomy places the organism in Eukaryota, Metazoa, Mollusca, Bivalvia, Mytilida, Mytilidae. The record is from RefSeq and is a predicted model, not a curated record. The transcript has 7 exons.